AAGUUUAAAAAGUGGCCAUUAAGCAUAUUCUUGAUAGUCAACCAUGAUAUUCGUUGGCUAACUCGGUAAUUUGUGUAUCUGGAAUUAGUAAUCAAACUAAAUGUCAGCUGCGGGUUUCCAGUAUGAGUACAUUUGCCGAGUUCCAAUGGAGUAAAAUGUAAAUGGUUUGGUAAACUGGCUUGCAAUGCGGCUGCACGUCAUGUAGCAAACAGCUAGCCGCGGCUAACUGACGCCGCUGUGUUGCCAUUGACAGGCAGCAGUUUACAGCAGCUAACGUUAAAGCUCGGUCUCUUUUCCGCUUGCCCCUCUAUUAGGGGUGAAUUUGUUCCUCAAACUUAUAAAACUUUUUUUUAUUUUUUCAAAGGCUUAAACGUCCACGAAAGUGCUUCCUCACCUUGGCAAUGCUAAAAAUGAGAAAACAGCUUUAAGUGAGUUAACUGGCUAAUAGCCUGUCGGACUGCUAGCUGGCAUAGGUGGACAACAUCGAUCAAAGUUUGCUGGUGAAAUUGCAUUUUACUAAAGACCACCAGACGCUCUGCCAAGCUAUAAACUACUACUACUACAAGCUACCCCUAAUCGAGUUAUAUUACCAUAGGAAGAUAAAUGUUCUCGUGUUUAAAAGUACAACCUAACCGCAAUUUGACCAACAUACUCCACAGCAGCUUCAUUGUGAACAGAGAUCUUUGGGAGGGAACGUGACACACUAAUGAAGGACAUUAAGAUGACAUAAACUAGGGACUCACCUUGAGCUCUCUCCUUGUUUGUCUUUUGUUUUGUUCCUUUUUUGUCUUUUUUUUCUUGUUUCAGUAUUCCUUUAAUGAGUAUUUCUUUGGAAAAAAAAAACAUUAAGUGUAUCACACUACUGUCUUGGAGACUGGCCUUGUCCCUCCUCUUGUCUGCCUCUGACAUAUCACUAAGAUUUAAGAUAGCAAUAGAGGUAUCAAAGGUCUUGAAAAACUUGCACUUAUCUUUGUGGCAUUAAUUACACUUCAGGCUGCACUUGCCAUGCAACAUACUUUAUAAAAAAUCUUGUGCUUUCACUUAAUUUAAUUGUUUUAGCCUCCUUAUGUAAACAAGGUGUGUUUCAUUGUCUUAUUCAUACUUAAUUGGUCUAUAAUUUAAUGCAAUUAAGAGGUUCUUUUUUGUUCUUUUUUAUAAUGAUAUAAAGAUUUAUUGUUAAUGUGAAGUAGCUGCUCUGCUGCCUUGUGUUGUCAUCAAUAAAGGCAGCUUUAAGUUGUAAUUUAAACUUGUUUUAUAUAUGCAAAUUUAGUGAAGAAUACUUGUUUAAAUGUGUGAUGUAAUAUCAAGUCCUGUUGUGUUGAAAGUAUUGCCUGUCCAUUUUUCAACUGGCAGGAAACUGUAUAAGCUGACAGCUCUUAAGAACAAACUGUGAUGGAAGAUUCUACCUGCGACAAAUACUCGUUCUAGCAGUUCCCUUUUUCACUGUAUGAUUACUCUAUACGAUUGACAAUAUAAACUGGAAGGAGUUCUCUUUUUUCCCUUUUUCAAAUGAAGAUCUAACUGAAAUGGAUUCGCAGAACUGUUUUUUUGGGACAUUGCCUGAAAGACAAACAUUCAGAUCCAUUUAUAUCUUCCCCUGCAAAUCUUGAAGUUCCUCCAUUCAAAGUGUCUAACUACUGACAAAUCUACUGUUAGGCUUAUUGAACUUGUAAAUAUUGUCCUCUUGAGCAGUGAGGAUGCGAUCUCCAGCUCCUUCUUCACCUUGUCCAGCAGAAGCCCUCCUUCAUGGCCAGUUUGCAAGCUGGGAAUCAGGCAGUAACAGCAACAAUAACAGCUGCCCUAACAGCCCUGGCAGUCCAGGAAGACUCUCCUCUGCUGCCUCCCCAGCUCAAGCUCCAGCAUCCAGUUAUGCCUUGACCCUAACCCACACCCACAUACACAUUCAACGGCUGUUUCAACGAUCAGGAAAGGAAGCCCGUAUCCUGCUGCCUGUAUCAGAAUUGGUGGGGUGCAGCUGCCCUCGUUCUCCUGCGCCUCCUUUACUGGUGCUGUAUUGGUACCCUCCAGGGAAACGACGGAAGGGGGUGUCACGACGCCGACAGGUGAAGGCCUAUCUGGCUGAAAGCAGGCCUGAAGCUGAGAGGUGGUCGGCUGCUGUGCAGUGUCUACUCAGAGGUGUGACCGUCACUGCUGAAACAGAAUUUUCAAGAAGUCUGCUACCUCGUCCGAGGCGACUGCUGUUAUUGGUCAAUCCAUUCAGUGGAAGGGGCCAAGCGAUGCAGUGGUGUCAGACCCACAUCCUGCCAAUGAUUAGAGAGGCCAACAUCAGUUACAACCUCAUACAAACAGAACGUCAGAACCAUGCAAGAGAGCUUAUCAGAGAGAUAUCGCUCCCAGAGUGGGAUGGCAUCAUCAUUGUGUCUGGGGAUGGUUUGCUGCAUGAGGUAAUUAAUGGACUGAUGGAGCGCCCAGACUGGGAACAAGCAAUAAAAACACCUGUUGGUAUUCUGCCCUGUGGCUCUGGGAAUGCACUGGCUGGUUCCAUCAACCACCAUGCAGGGUAUGACAUGUGCCUUCGAGAGCCCCUCCUGUUGAACUGCUGCUUUUUGCUCUGUCGAGGCGGUAUCCGACCCAUGGACCUGGUCUCUGUGACAACAAGCCCCCCUCCCUCCAACAACAGCCAUGCUGCAGCACCCAGGAGACUGUUUUCCUUCCUUUCUGUUGCCUGGGGUUUUGUGUCCGAUGUGGACAUUGAGAGUGAAAGGUAUCGUGGCCUGGGAUCAGCCCGCUUCACCUUGGGCACCUUAGUGCGCAUUGCUUCACUUCGAUCUUACAAGGGUCGACUGUCCUACCUGCCUCCCUCUGUUACUGCAUCUCCUCCACCAAGGAGACCUCUCUCCCGCAGUAUCACAGAAGGACUGGAGGGUUUCUGCCGAACACCUAUCCAUCGAACCUGCUCUGAUAUGGGCAUCAGUGAGCAGAGAAGCCUGCGGAAGGGGGAAGGAGAGAGGGAAAAGGAGGAGAGGCAGAGACAGAGAGAGAGAAGAAGGGAGAGGGCCAGGGGAGGAGGAACUGGUGUAGUGAGGGCAAGCAGUCUUGCAGAAGACAGAGAGAGAGAAGGGGAGAUGGAGAUGGAGAUGGAAGCAGAAGAGGAAAAGUCAGGAACAUGUUCUGAGAGGUCUGGGACAAGUUCUGAAUCCAAUGAAAGGAAUGAAUGCGGUAUGGGAAAGGAAGACAGGUUGGAGAGGAUCAAUGAUCAAAGGGAAGAUGAGGGAAUGGUAGAGCAAAACUCUGGAGUGAUGGAGGAUGGAGGGAAGGAUGAGGAAGGCAGUGGUGGUUCUUUAGAGGGGGAAGGAGUGUUACAUGCACAAGAGCUGGGAGAGAACUAUGGGUUAGACAUGGGGCGGGAGGCAGAUGAAGAGCCAGAAGGUUGUAUCAAUUACCAGGACAGCCUUCAGGAAGCCAGACAGCUGGUAAGAAAGAAUUCAGCUCCUUCAAGUCAGAUAGCCAGUGCUCUAAUCAACCAGCCUCUCAGUCAGGAAGUCCAUGCAGAUCCUAAUUCAUCAUAUGGUGUGGAGGACAUGGAUCUGAAUGGAACCUACUUCCACAAAGAAACAUACCCACUGGAUGUGGCUCGUGAGCGAGCUCUCACCAUCUCUUCUCCCUUUCGUCAUUCUCCUUUCUCUUACAAGCAGAAGGCCCUGGACCAAAACCAAAACGCCUCUCGCCCGAGACCCCUCUCACUCCUUCAGCACUCCCACACAAACUCCCUCCCCCCUAAACUCCCCCCUCUCUCCCUAUCUCCCACACCCCCCUCUUCUCCUUCUUGUGCCUCCCCACACUCAUCCUACCUCGCUCCCCGUCCAGAUACCCCAAAUUCCACCUCGCCCUCUCCCUCUUUACGCACACCAUCUUCAUCUUUUAAUUUUGACAUUGCCGAACCAGCAGGACCCUUCAAGAACCGUCCAUUUGUCUCGCUGCCUUUAGAUUUACCAAGGGAUGACUUGCUACCCCCUCUUGACCAACCCCUUCCCACUAGAGACUGGGUCACCAUUGAGGGGGACUUUGUUCUGGUCUUGGCUCUGUAUCAGACCCACCUUGGGGCUGACCUCCAUGCCGCACCACAGGCCAGGUUUGAUGAUGGGCUGAUCCACCUGACCUUUGUGCGGGCAGGGAUCUCCAGAGCCACCCUACUCAGACUGUUCUUUGCCAUGGAAAGAGGAAGCCACCACUCCGUCAGCUCGCCGUAUGUGAGCCAUGUAACCUGCAAGGCCUUCAGGUUGCAGCCUCUAUCUACACGAGGAACACUCACUGUGGAUGGAGAACUUGUGCCCUACGGGCCACUCCAAGCACAGGUCCAUCCUUCCAUGACUCGUCUGAUUGUUGGAGAUCCUGGAGUACAGAUAACCAGAUUUUAAUCAGGGAUUGGUUGAGUUGGAUGACAUAUCAGCACUCUACUGAAUUAUAUUAUCUCUGUUGCUGUCAAUACUCUAAGGGAAAGGGCAGAAUCUUAGACACCUAAAUUAGCAUGGAUUGCAGGAACUGCCUUUUUUUUUCUUUUUUUUUUUUUAAGGGAUUAAUAAAAGGGAUAAUUUACCGAGCCACGCAUCAUUGGAGAACAACUGCAGGGAUUAGUAAUGAAUUUGAAAAUGGAUGAAAAUGCACUUCAUUGCACAGAUGGAGAAUCACGCUCAGCGUACCCUGAGAAGCAUGAAAACUGCACAAUUGUGGAUAAUAAGAGGAAAUGGCAAUCGAAUGUUUUGGAUGUUUUUGUGCAGAUAGUGCAUGUGUUGGAUGUAUACAUAUUAGUAUGCAUGCAAAAAAAAAAAGCACUACCUGACUUUUGCCUUACAAUGAGAUAAUAAGAAAACUGAUUAGUUUCCUAGAAAGUUGUUUUUAAAUGUGGAAAGCUAUUAAAAGAAAUACUAAGAUUUACUGGGGCUAGCUCCACAUAAAACUUAUCCUCCAUCCCUUAUCUUCAGCCUCACCUCUGCCAGUGUCUAAAUGUUUAAGUAUAAAAUCUUAAGUCCUCAAAGGAAUGCCUUAUCUGACACUGUACAGUUCAGCUGUACCUUUGCCUGUUCUUUCUUACAUAAGGAACCUAAACCUUAUCGAUCUCUGUCCACCUUUGAGAUUGCAUCAGCUAUAUAAAAGCAGUGCUAUUCUUGUAUAUUUAGACUGUUCAUUGUGCCAACUGGAAACUUAUCUUUAAGCAUGCCACUAAAGCCACUGUUAAACAGUGGAGGAAGUGGCUUUAAGUACUUUUUUAUGCAAACUGUGUAGAACAGCAAGAAGAAACUUUUUAGGAUCGUUAUGAUAAGGAGAAAGAACCAUUGAGUGGUAACCAGCAUCAACAUGUUUGGAUUCUGCCUGUUUUCUUUAGACAAUGGAUGCACGCUGCUAGAGAUGUCAGUGAUAUCAGUCUUUGCAAUAUAUUGAACAUAUAAAUGUGUGAUAUUUUUUUUUUUUUUUUUGUCAAUGCUUUUAGCCACGUUGUUUAAAAAAUAAACAAAUUCAGAGCUUUUGCCUUCAGCACUAUUUCAUGUCUAAAAUAUGUCUGAACUAUUACAUUUGACUGUAUUUAGAUGACAUCACAAUAUUAAAAAGUAGUGCACAAAAACUUGAGUUGAAGAAGAACAAAUUCAACACUAGAUGCUUUGUAAUGUUUACAUACUAAUUGUGUGGCAUAGCCACAUAUGUUCUGUUCCAGAAAGUGGAUUCAUUAGCAUAAACAGUCCAAGCCAGAUGGGAUUAGGAAAUCCAAUUAGUUUUAUUGUCUGAGAUUAAGUGCUGCAGUUUGAACACUUACAUUUUUUGAAAAAAUAGGACUAAUUGUUUAAAAAAAGCAUUUAGAAAAAGGUAAAACGAGACAGCACGAAAAUGUAUUGCUAUAUUAUCAGAUCAGAUAUUUGAUGAUAAGAUGGAGGAGAAGCCAACUUGCACUGUGAGGAAUUUGCCGACUGCAGAGAACAAAAGUACUUCCAAAUGAUAAGUAAAAUCUAACAGCAGACCUUGGAGCCUGACUUGUCUCUUAAAAACUCAUUUUAUCUUAAGACCUGCUGACAGACGUGGUCUGGGAUAAGAAAAAAAUCAUUAGCAUGUGGAAUGUAUCAAUCAGUAAAAUCGUGCCAACUGCUUGGAUCAUCAACAUACUGUACGUCUUGGUCACACCUGGACAAAUCAAUGCCUUUGUUUAAUAAGCCUGUAAAUUCUGGCUGUUGAUUAUGAGCUAAUUAAAACUAGG
Melanotaenia boesemani (Boeseman's rainbowfish) is the source of this 6205-nucleotide messenger RNA. It is a transcript of the gene sphk2, whose product is annotated as sphingosine kinase 2. Gene Ontology annotation, cellular component: membrane; cytoplasm; intracellular membrane-bounded organelle. Gene Ontology annotation, biological process: sphinganine-1-phosphate biosynthetic process; sphingosine biosynthetic process; positive regulation of apoptotic process. Lineage: Eukaryota; Metazoa; Chordata; Actinopteri; Atheriniformes; Melanotaeniidae. The coding region runs from base 1698 to 4379 and encodes 893 amino acids. The record is from RefSeq and is a predicted model, not a curated record. The transcript has 8 exons.